This is a messenger RNA of Dendroctonus ponderosae (mountain pine beetle), 5449 nucleotides long. RefSeq names its product mediator of RNA polymerase II transcription subunit 26 (gene MED26). Gene Ontology annotation, molecular function: transcription coregulator activity. Lineage: Eukaryota; Metazoa; Arthropoda; Insecta; Coleoptera; Curculionidae. Bases 136 to 2355 code for a protein of 739 amino acids. The record is from RefSeq and is a predicted model, not a curated record. Gene Ontology annotation, biological process: regulation of transcription by RNA polymerase II; positive regulation of gene expression. Gene Ontology annotation, cellular component: nucleus; mediator complex; core mediator complex. The transcript has 10 exons.
AACCAUGUUCCUCGUUUCACAGUGCCGACGAGAAAACUGGACAAAACGCAAUGUCCGUUCGCCAUUAUUGUCGAGAGGACCUACGAAAAGUACUCUCGAAGUAUAUUCGGUUUUAUCGCUACAAACCGACUUUAAAUGCAGAAUAACGUAACAGAAUUAACGCAGAGACUACUGAGAGCACUGGAUAGUAAUUAUAAUGUCAUCAAUCUACCCGAAGUUGUUAACAUUAUUACGCUAUUGGAAAAAGUGGCUAUCACCAAAGAAUUGCUUGGGUCCACCCGAUUAGGGAAGUAUGUGAAUGAGGUCAGACGCAAGACGUCAAACGAGGAAUUACGUAGACGUGCCAAAGAAUUAGUAAAAAAAUGGCGCAUUAUGUUGAUUCCCGAAGCCAAUGGGCAAAUCAAGACCGCUACGCAACCGGGACCGAUAAGAGCCACCCCAAACAAGGGGAGCCCCCCCCUACAAUGCCCCAGCGCUGAUUCAAAAGUUAAUUCAUUCCCCCCAAGACAGGCAAAUUCACCGGUCCCUGUUAUGCAAGCUCGAAUGGUAAGUCCAGGAGUGCAAAGGCUGGCCGGAUCAGGUGCUCAACCGAACCGACUGGUCAGUCCUCAAAUGCAGCAAAGAUUUGCAAGUCCUCCUGCAAGAACCGUGAGUCCGGGAUCGCAAGCACACAAACUUGUAAAUCCUGGACGUAUGCUUAGUCCCGGAUCGCAAGCACAUAAACUUGUUAAUCCUACUGGACGCAUGCUUAGUCCGGCUCUUCAAGCUCAGCAGUCGGUAACUCCCCAUAAGAUGGUAAGUCCUGGAGACCAACGAGUAAGUCCUAAACUGGCAGCGCAGGCUGCUCAAAGGCAAAAAUUGGAGACUGCCAGUCCUCCGCUGACUGCAGCUCAAAGUAUUGACACCAGCUUGAAGAACAAGAAACGGCAAGCUAGUGAUGUUUUCGAUAAUGCAAACGCUAAAAGAUCGAGAUUAAAUGGAACUGUGGCCGAUCUCGAGAUUUCAGAUAGCUCAAGCUCUAGUUUCAAAGAUGUGAUAUCGAAGUCAAUGGCCAAACCGGAAUUGAAACGAGAUGCUAUUAGUCUAAACUCGGAUUCGAAUUCCAGCUUUGCAGAACGAACGGGUGAGCCCCAUAUUGAUCAGCAAAUGCCAAAGAAACGGGGACGCAAAAAAGGCUCAAAAAAUCACAAGAAUUUACUUGACGAAGCGGAGACAUCAUUCACCAAUAAACUUGCCGUGUCUGCUUCCCGAGGAGUAUCCAAAGUAAAAACUACUCAGGAGAUUUUGGCUGGCAUCCAGAAUAAAAAUACAGCCACGCUGAGUUUGUCUUCGGUUCUGAAACCAUCUAAGGAAGAUUUAGAAGAGAAAGCGGCGAAACUAACCGAAAGGGUGUCCAUUAUUGAUCGGAAACUGAACGCCAAUGCUCAUAGGAAUAGGAAUUCUCAUAAAAGUAAAUUGACCUUAAGUGCCAGCAAACCCAAUGAGCGCGUGAUCGAGAGCGGAUCUGUGAUUAAUGAUAAAAGCCUGCUGAAUGCAUUUGAGCAGGAGGAUGACGAAGAUGACGUCGUCGUUGUGGAUGAUGCUGAAUCUGUUGGUAGUCGCACUGAAGAGAGCCAAGAGACUGAUGUUGCUGGACCAUCGCAGAAACAAGAAUUUGUCGGGGCUAGAUCGUUUAGCAUAGAAGAAGCUCUCGCUCAGCUUCCUCCUAUACAUAUGUCUGUACUAGACGAACCAGACCCUACCCCACCUUGCAUUUGUCGCCUGAAAGAAAACAAACCUAAAGAUUUCUCUAUCUGUGAUGAUGAAGAGAUCGAGCAGUUGCCUCCCUUUGAAAUGAUCGAAGAUCCGGCGUGUCCAGCUAAACGGUUCUUGGCAACCAAAUACAACGUUGACGACAUCUCAGAAAAGAAAAUUGAAAGGUUGCAUAAAGCCUUUCUGCCCAACGUGAAUGGCAAUUGGAGCUUGGGAACUCCACGUCCUGAGCCUGCGAAAGUUAACGAUUUGUAUGUGAACAUAGUGCCUAAUAUAUAUGAGCGUUUAGAUAAAGACGUCAGACCGUUAGAUUCCUUCAAGAAAUACAGCGUUUCGGAAGAUGGCGGCACUAGUAACAUUAGUAAUAGUGUCAUUAGAACUGAAUCAGAAAACGCAUCAGAUUUCAAUGGGAGCGGUGCCAAUGCAAGUGAUAGUGUGAUAAAAUUGGAACCACAGAACCCAUACCAAAACGCAGACAAUAGUGAGAAAAGUGAUAUUCGGACAGAAGAACAACAAGUGUUCAGGGAAUGGUAUGAAUGCAUAGAUAGGCCUAGUUAUAAUAAUGAACCGCUGAGGAUUCUGCCAUAUUGCAUCCUAGAUUAGGGCGCUUCAUAUUGUAAUUUCAGUGGUGUUGAGAUAGUUUGGGGUCUGGCAUUGGAGAUCGGACUUCGCUUUUUGAAUCGCCACUCUGUCGAAUGACUUCAAUCGUACUUUUUGAACAUUUCAUUAGUGCGUCCGUUUAUUUGUCGUUUUUAAAUCAAAUUUAUAGGAUGUUCUACACUGUUUUAUAAUAAAAUUCAAGUGUUUGCAUUAAGACACUUAACUAAUUUUCUCAACAUGUACUCAGGAUUAAAGUACAAAUUAGGAAAAUAGGCUGAUCAUCUCAGAACUUGCCCUCUAUGAAAUGUCAAGGGUUCGUUUCCCUACAAUAUACAUAUUUUGAAUUAGCAGUUGAAAAUGAAAUCAGGGAAUUGGGAAAUGUAGUGAUUACUAAAAUAUAAGAGACCACUAUUGAUUUUUUCUUCAUUGCCAAUUCUUAAUUAGAUUGGGGAAGAGUUCUGAAAUACACAGUAUAUUCACCAUAGAAGACUAUAAAAAUUUUAAUGAAAUUCCUUAAGAGCACAUAAGAGAGUCAACAAAAGUACUUAUUUUCUAUGUAUUCUUGCAGUUCAAUCUCGAAGUAAUUUUUUCUCAUGUUCCCGCUAUCAGCUGGGCGCAGAGCAGCAAAAUCACGACCGAAUGUUCUUACUGCAUUGUUUAUAAAUAUAGUUCUAAUGGUAAAGGGUAAAAUUUAUGUUUUUGAGUAUUUCAAAUUCUUCGUGGUAAGACCCUAAACUGGCCUCGACUAAUCAGUGUCUUACAUAUGCAUUAAAAACUAGAACAAUUAAAGUCAAAUAACUAAUCGAUAAGAAUGAAGCAAGUGCCCCGCCUGAGAUACCAUAAUAUAACAGUUUCGCCCUGAACUGUGUUUCUAGUCCAAACGUUUUACGAAUGUUACAUGCGGAUAAUUGUUCAUUUAGUUACGCAUUUUGUUUAUUUCGUUGGUUAUUGCUGUGAAGUUGCCAGAAUUAUUUAAGGUAGACCAUAUCAAUUCAAGUCAUCUUGGGGGCCAAUUUGUCCCCAUUUAACAGCGAAAUUAUCUAACAGUCCUGCAUUAAAAUGUAAAGCUGCCCGCAAAGCCCUCUAAAUAAAUUUUCCUCUACAAAUAUGUGCAAAAAUGACAAUAAAGACAUAAUCCCUGACCACAUUUAAAAUAUUGAUGUAUUGAUUACCAAAAUAAUUUUUGGCAGCUGAUGUCCGAAUAUAUUGUUUAGACAUCAUGUUUACUUGUGCAAAAAAUCGAAUCAUGUUAAGCGUUGAGAAAUUUUGGGAUAAUUUUGAAAGUCUUUGUUAUACUAUCAAUGCUUUAUGUAUUUGAAUACAGUUAUUGCUCAUCAUCUGUCAGUUAGUAAAUAAAGUACUAUUUAAUUCUUUAUUUGUUUUAUGCUGUUUAUUACUUUUUGCAAGUGUGUACGCAAAUACUUGUUCAUUCAGAUGUCUUCUUUAUUUUCUCAUGCUUCACAUUUAUUUAGUUGUAUUCUCUUAUUAUUGUUAUUCAUUUGUUAUGUUGAACGUAGUCGUUCUGCUUUGCGAAGUGUUGUAGUUAGGAAAUUAUGAAAUACGUUAUUUUUCAACAACAAUAUCCAAAACAUGUAAUUGAAAACAUUGAUGCCAAGCCUUGUAACGCAAUUAAAAAAAGCGAAACUAUUUUUUUAAUAUCGAAUUUUAAUGUGUAGAAUGUUUUAACGGUGGUUUGCAAUUGGAGAUCUUUAGAAAUGUUAUUUAUGUUUUAAUAUGUUAAAGCCAAAAAUUAACUAGUAUAAUUUUUUAAACUCUGGUUAACUGGAUCUUGAUUGGUUAGAGAUCGAUCCGUUUUAUUGUUAUAUAGAUAAUUUGCCUGCACCGCUGUGGCUCGAAGGGGCUUGUCCGACUCAUUUUUUUUGUCAUAAUAAGAAAGUUUAGGAAAGUGCCUAAACAAACUUUAUUUUCAUAAGCAAUUAAUUAAUUGAUUAUGUGUUAUCCUAAUUAAUAACUAAUCACUACGAGUGAAAAAAACCGAUAAAAAAAAUCAAAAAUUAAAUUAGCGCCUAGGUAGAAACGUAAUAAUCAAUUGAUUAUGCCAUGUUUAAUUAAUUUUGGAAUAAUGAAGUGAAAGUUGUUUAAUAUUUGCCACCUAUUAGGGAACAAUUUGCAAAGAAAAACGUUGUUUCUCGUCCCCGUGGGACCAAAUUAAAAGCUGCAAAUAGAUUUUAAUAUUUUAAAAUGAAAUUUUUCAUUAGCACACCUGUUGAUUUUAACUCAAUAAUAAAAAUUAUCAGUUUUUAUAAGAUAUAAUCAAAAUCGGCAAAUUUUAAAUAAAUUUCGUUUAAUUCACACAUUACACUACAAGUUCUUAAGCUAUCGAAUUGAUAUAAAAUACUUAGUCUGAUUAUAGCUCGCAAAUACUUACAAAACCAUUUCUAUGUUUAUCCUCUUGUAUUAUAGUAUGUCUUAAAUUACACAAUAACAGAUACAAGCAAUAUAUAGAGAUACUUGUAUCUCUUAUUGCCCGUUACACGUAACCAUUUACUUGUAUCUCUUAUUGUUUAUUUUCAAUCAAUUUAUUACUGAAAAAAUACUGUUUUUGUACUGAUGUUUCUUAAGUUGUAUUGUAAAUUUUAAACUCUUAUCUAUAAAUGGCAAGAGAAUUCGCGCCUGUUAGCUUAGCAGUAUAAUAACAAAUUGGUUUAUAUCAUUUACUUUUUCAGUUCGGAGUCUUCCCGGUAUUAAUGUUUGCAGAUAAAUAUUUAUAAAAACCAAAUAUAGAAAAUGUAAUUAAGUUGGGGAAGACUGCGCGUACUUUUUAGUUAAUCGUAUUGUUUAGUUUGUAAGUUUUUAGGGGCCCAUAUGACCAUUGCACAAUACGCAGUUCCUCAGCGGUCUCCGAAUUGUAUCCUUCCUUUAAACAACUCUGUAUUCUAGAAGUUGUUAUAAUAUUUCCCAAAGUGACCUUUUUCUUUCAGUUUUCUUUUGUACAUAUACCUAUAUAGUUAAAUUAUUGUACAAAGAAAAUAAUGGUUUAUUGAAUCUAUGAAUCGAUGUCAGAGCAUUGCUUUUGUUAGUGAUGUGUUUGAUAUUUAUUGCCUUCAAUAUAAAGAUAUUUUCUAUAACUCUAAAA